CCGGCGCAUGUCGAUACCUGUGCCAGUCCCAGCCCGUCAGCAACAACCGAUUCGCGAAACCGGAUCGCACCGCAUGAGCGCCCUACUUGAACCUCUGUUUUGACCCCCUGCCUUUCCCAGUCAACCGAAUUCACCUCCCGUCACAGCGUGCUUCGGUUCACAGAAGGGUUGAGCUGGGCGCCUCUAGCCGCCCCACAGAAGAGAAGCUGUUGUCUUCAAGGAUGAAGCGUUUCGGCGCCAGAGUCCUCUCGAGGGGCAAGGACUCGAGCAAAUCCUCCAAGAAGAAUAAGGAUUCGAAGGACGGAACAGCGUCGCCGAAUGCUCCCUCGAAGGAUUCGACCCAGUCACCCGUCUUGACCCCGUCGUCCUCUACCUCGACCCUGAACGACAUUCGCAAUAAGCCGCUGCCUCCAAACAGCGCAGCCCAUGGUGAUCACUCCAUGCUGGCUGCCCAAAGCCAGCACGGAAACGCGGGUGUGAAUCCCGGUGUACCAGACAGAUACAGCGCUGGCAUAGCUGGACAACCCCAGGGUGCCAACGGUGGGAGUACGCCCGCGAGGCACGGCCCUCUCCCUCCGACUGUCAUAAUCAGCCCGAGUGCUCCGCAUGUACCGCCGCCGGGCGCCGCCGAAACCAUGCCCCACGAUCUGGCCCCGCCAAAGGCCGGGCAGAAGUCCCUGAUGUACGACCGGUUGCAUCAAACUCCCAAGGAUGUCCUUGAGGGCCCCAAGACGCCGCGACGGCAGCAUUCGUCCCGGUUCGACAUCUCUGCCCAUCGCGAGCUGGAAAAGCUCCCCGGGUUCCACGAGGUUCCCCCUGGACGCCGGGAGGAUCUCUUCAUGAAGAAGAUCGAACAGUGCAACGUCAUAUUCGACUUCAACGACGCCAGUGCCGAUAUGAAGUCUAAGGAAAUCAAGCGACUGGCCCUGCACGAGCUCCUGGACUACGUCGCCAACAACCGGCAGGUCAUCACCGAACCCAUGUACCCGGUUGUCGUGGGAAUGUUUGCGAAGAACCUGUUCCGCCCAAUCCCGCCCCCCGUGAACCCCCAAGGCGAGGCUUUCGACCCGGAAGAAGACGAGCCCGUCUUGGAAGUCGCCUGGCCGCACAUCCAGGUUGUCUAUGAGUUCUUCCUUCGGUUCAUCGAGAGCCAGGACUUCAACACCAACAUCGCGAAAGCCUACAUCGAUCACAGUUUUGUGCUCCAGCUCCUCGAGCUGUUCGAUUCCGAGGAUCCACGGGAACGGGAUUUCCUCAAGACUACUCUGCAUCGCAUAUAUGGGAAGUUCCUCAAUCUCAGAUCCUUCAUCCGCCGCUCGAUCAACAACGUCUUCUUCCAGUUCACCUACGAGACCGAGCGCUUCAACGGCAUUGCCGAGCUGUUGGAGAUUCUGGGUUCCAUCAUCAACGGGUUUGCUCUCCCGCUCAAGGAGGAGCACAAGCUCUUCCUGACAAGAGUGCUACUCCCUCUGCACAAGGUGAAGAGCCUGAGCAUGUACCAUCCUCAACUGGCCUAUUGCAUUGUGCAAUUCCUCGAGAAGGAUGCCUCGCUGACGGAGGAGGUCGUGCUGGGUCUCCUGCGGUAUUGGCCCAAGGUCAAUAGCACCAAGGAGGUUAUGUUCCUCAAUGAGGUCGAAGACAUCUUCGAGGUUAUGGACCCGGCUGAAUUUGCUAAGGUCCAAGAACCUCUGUUCCACCAGCUCGCCAAGUCAGUUGCGAGCCCACACUUCCAGGUCGCCGAACGAGCCCUCUACUUCUGGAACAACGAGUAUUUCUGCAACCUGGUUAGCGACAAUGUCGAAAUCAUCCUUCCCAUCAUGUUUGCACCGCUCUACGAGAACUCCAAGGGCCACUGGAACAGGACAAUCCACGGCAUGGUGUACAACGCAAUGAAGCUGUUCAUGGAGAUCAACCCCCAGCUUUUCGACGACUGCUCACACGAGUACACGGAGCAGCAGAACAGCGCGCCCGCGCGGGAAGCCCUCCGCCAGAGGAAAUGGGCUGCCAUUCAGGAGCAAGCCAACCGGAGGAAGGCUGCCAAUGGGAAUGCCGCCGAUGCUGGGGCACCCCCACCACGCAUGGCUGCGCCCUCACUCCCGCGCGUUGACGAGGUGGUGGAUGGCACCGAGGACAGCCAAAAGAGGUUGGACUCGCUUAAGCUUCAAGACGGCGAGAGGAGAGAUCGCCGCCCCGGCAUGCACGACAGACAGAACUCGGUGGGAUCGGCUCGGAGUCAGCGGUGAUCCCUUCCCGGCGCCCAGCCUGGUGGGUUGUCUUGCUUCAGUCCUUAUCGUCAUGCUGCGCGGCCCACUUCAGAGCCGUCGCAGCCUGCAGUCUUAUUCGCCGGGAUCGCGACAGACUGACCCUCGCUGCACUGCCAUUGUUGGUUUACUCGCCCAUGUCAAACCUGUUGGGGUUCCCCGGAAUUGGGCGUUGGAAGAGGCAAGCGGCGGGUUCCUUAACCGCGCUUUGGUCGAGCUCAUCGGCGCCCGUAACCGGCCCGUUAAUCAGGUGCCUGGGCAUGGUUAUCUGCCUUCUUGUGUGUGCUUGGUGUUGGAGAUAGUACAGGGCAGGGACUGGGUGGACUGUGUGGAAUUCAAGCGGUCGACGGUCGAAGCGGAGGAAAG
This is a messenger RNA of Thermothielavioides terrestris NRRL 8126, 2627 nucleotides long. RefSeq lists its product as uncharacterized. The transcript has 6 exons. The record is from RefSeq and is a predicted model, not a curated record. Bases 222 to 2243 code for a protein of 673 amino acids. Gene Ontology annotation, biological process: signal transduction. Gene Ontology annotation, molecular function: protein phosphatase regulator activity. Lineage: Eukaryota; Fungi; Ascomycota; Sordariomycetes; Sordariales; Chaetomiaceae. Gene Ontology annotation, cellular component: protein phosphatase type 2A complex.